Messenger RNA from Phragmites australis (common reed), 909 nucleotides. RefSeq names its product 22 kDa alpha-zein 4-like. The transcript is spliced from 2 exons. Gene Ontology annotation, molecular function: nutrient reservoir activity. NCBI's taxonomy places the organism in Eukaryota, Viridiplantae, Streptophyta, Magnoliopsida, Poales, Poaceae. Bases 1 to 909 code for a protein of 302 amino acids. The record is from RefSeq and is a predicted model, not a curated record.
AUGGGAGUUCAACGACCUCUGGAGCUCCGUGCAGUUCUGGAACCUCAACGGCAAAAGGAGGAUGACGACCAGAUGCAGAUCGUGAGUGUGGGUGAGGACUCGGAUGGCGUCGUGGAGGGCUGGAGCAGCACAGAGAUGGUGGCGGGGUGUGGAGGGAGUCUGGCGAUGGUGCGAGGGCUCCCGCAAUGUGUGGCGUACCUGGCAAUACAUGGCAUCAAACCUCAACAGCAGCAACAAUUCUUCAACCCACAAGCCCUGGUGACCCCUGCAGCGUACUGGCAGCAGCAACAGAUCUUCAACCCACUAGCCUUGGCGAGCCCUGUCACCUACUGGCAGCAACAGCAGAUUUUCAACCCACGGGCCUUGGAGAGCCCUACCGCCUACUGGCAGCAGCAGCAGAUCUUCAACCCGUUGGCCGUAGCGAACCCUACCACCUACUGGCAACAACAGCAGAUCUUCAACCCACUAGUCAAAGCGAGCCCUGGCACCUACUGGCAGCUGCAGCAGCAGAUCUUUAACCCAUUGGCUGUAGCGAGCCCUGCCACCUACUGGCAGCAGCAGCAAAUAUUCAUCCCACUGACCGUAGCGAGCCCCACCGCCUACUGGCAGCAACAACAACAGGAGAUCUUUAACCCAUUGGCUGUAGCGAGCCCUGCCACCUAUUGGCAGCAGCAGCAGAUCUUCAUCCCACUGACCAUAGCGAGCCCCACCGCUUACUGGCAGCAACAGCAACAGGAGAUCUUUAACCCGCUGACCGUAGGGAGCCCUGCUGCCUACUGGCAGCAACAACAAAUCUUUAACCCACUGGCUGUGGCAAGCCUCACCGCUUACUGGCAACAACAGCAGAUCUUCAACCCACUGGACGUGGCGAGCCGCGCUGCAAAGAUCUACCGUGGUGCCUACUUCUAG